AUGCCGACGGAGGAGGCAGCCGCGCCUCGUGAUACGCAGGAGGAUGGGUCCCUGUCAUUCACCGGCCUAUAUGCGAUAUCUACCAUGUUGAAUCACCCGUGGAAGAAGGCUGCGCCGAUCCACGCAGGCUCGGCGAGGUUUCCGCCCAUCGGUCCCGCGAGUGGACAUGCAUUGCCACAGAUGCCGCCGACGGACAUGCACGUUCUGGAUGAGUAUGUGUCCGAGUUUUCCGACGAGUGGAAUAGGUAUGAACGUGAGCAUGCGCUCAUCCGUGCUCACAAUGCAACGCCGAGUGCGCUUCCCAAGCAUCUGCCGCCCCUGAGCACUGUGCCGCAGGUGUUUUUCAGCAGCGACUUUGACCUCGGGCAGCCAUACACGUUCGACCUCGUGACUGAGCGGUACAAGCAGUCGACUACUAUGGGCAUCGAAGGUGAUGCGGAUGUAUUGCAGUAUGGCGUCGUGAUGAACCACAUGCUGCAGGAGAAGCUGAGCUACUAUUCGGACGUGAUUGAGCAGCAUCUCAUUGUGGAAAUCGGAGCCAAGAGCGCAUCAUUCUUUGAUGCACUUGCUACGCUGCAUCAGCUUCGUACUGACGCCCAAUCAUGCCUCGAGCGCACCCACUCAGUCUCUCGAAAGCUCCAUGCGGUUGACGCAUACGUCCGUGACGGACUCGAGAUUGCUCGACUGCAAGCUGAGCGCCGAGACCUCGAGGCCCAACAAGAUCUCCUCACUCAGGUACAGAAGCUAUUAGAGCGGCGCGAUCUAGUACGGUUGUCUGUUCAGCACGACGAGUUUGAGAAUGCCAUGACCCUGCUCGAGGAUUUGUACCGUGUCCUGGAUGAUGCGAGUUUGCCAUUGCACCAACUCGAAUGCCUCAAAGGAAUCCGGCCGCAACUCGAAGCUGAGCAAGGCAAAAUGUCUGAGUGUCUUCAAGGGGAUCUGGCUGGCAUACUCGAGCGCGCGUUGUGGGCGGACGACAUGGAUGUGGGAUGUGUGCAGGCUACGUCGGCUUUGGACAGCGUUCUUUCGCCGCCACAGACAAUGAACAUUACUUUACCCGCAGAUCUUUUGCCGGUCUGGUCGCUGCUUGAGCGUUGUGGUGGCCUCCCCGCUGCGCUUCAAAGCUACACACAGCGGAUCGACGACUUGCUUAUACGGGGCGUUCGGAGACUCGUUCAGCCCCAUGAUUUUGCCGCAUGUGCAGCGCCCGGCUCAGAGACGCCUCCCCGUACGUGGCCCGAGUAUAUGCGCGCACUCGCGGCGGUUCUGCGGGCCCUGUGGCUUUAUGCACAAUGCAUGCAGAGCGUGCACGAUGCACUAAAUCGUGAGGUCGGCCGGAACGUGUUGACGGACGCGACGCAAGCGAUUUGGUCGGCCUGUGAGCGUGUCACUGCGGAUGUGAUAUCGCUGACACGCGCGCCGCCCUUGUCACAGCUGGGACGGGAUGCCUUUAUUGUGUACUUUGCGCUUGUGUGGCGCAGUAUGCAGCAGAUUGAGGCGGCGUCAUCGCAACCGAGUGUUUCGCUACGGAGCCGUGUCUUGAGUCAGGCUAAGACGUACCUUAGUCAGUUUCACCGCGUGCGCGUUGAGCGGGCGGUGCGUGCGAUUGAAGACGAAGUAUGGACACCCAUACCUGUAUCAGCCGAGCUGCAGCACACCGUGCAACAACUUGUCGAGAUUGCCAGCAGUGAUGUGCCGACAUACUGCGUUCCAUUGACCCUCGACGGCGAGGCCCCUCACGACGCGGUGGUAGAGUCUGAGCAGCAGCGACAGCUCCUCGUUGGCAGCGACAGCUACUUUGUGGUGCGCGCAAGUGGACAAGUUAUUGAGCUCCUCAGCGACUACGCACGUGUCAUUGUCAAUAUGCCGACGUUUGCGGUCGAAGCACUCGGGUGGGUCGUCGAAUUUCUCAAGCAGUUCAAUUCGCGGACAUGCCAGGUCGUGCUGGGCGCCGGUGCGAUGCGCUCCGCUGGUUUAAAAAACAUCACGGCACGACACUUGGCUAUCGCAGCACAGUCGCUAUCGCUGAUGAUGGCGUUAGUGCCGUCGCUGCGUGAACUACUCAAGCGGCACUUGAAGCCGUCGCAGUUUGUGCUCUUGAGCGACUUUGACAAGCUGCAAAACGACUUCCGGGAGCAUCAGUACGAGAUCCAUGCCAAGCUUGUGUCGAUCAUGGGUGACCGAGUGCAAGUCCACAGCAAGGCGUUAGCAAACACGGACGUGAACAAGUGCGACGGUCAUCUCCAACCCAUACAGGAUCUCGUGCGCGAGACGGGCACUCUAUUUCGUGUCAUGACGCAGUUCCUUCAGCCUGCUGUCGUACAGACCAUCAGCACGCGUGUGUUUACGGACAUUGACAUGCGCAUGGCUCAUGCGAUCACGGCUGUUGACGUGCGUACACUAGACGCACAUAAGUUGCUCAUAUCUGACGUCGAACUGCUGAACGAAAAGAUGCAUGCGAUUGAUGCUUCAUGGCGCGGUGACAAGGUUACCGAAGCAGCUAAGGCAAAGAGGCCGCGCUUAUCGAUCGAUGCGCGCAGGGAAGGCACGCCUACCCUAGCCUACAAAGCACGUAAGAGUUUCGGAAAGCGGCCACCAGCUACUCAAUCUCCACAGAUUGAGACGAAUGAGGCAUUCCAAGCGCCUCCCGAGUCGAAACCAGCGGAGAAAGGGCAAGAUGAGGAAGCGAAGCAGAAGACCCCGCAACCAUCGAUACCUGAAAACAAAGCACCAAACGAGCCUGCCACAAACGAGCCUGCAGCAAACGAGCCUGCAGCAAACGAGGCCCAAGAGAGCGUGCCUAGCACCGAGGCUGAAAAUACGGCUGAAGGCAAGGCGGAAGACAAGGUGCUUUCGCCAUCCACCCCUGCUACACCUUCUGGACCCAAGUCCAACGCAGACGAACGUGUUGAGACUCCACUGUUGCCGUCGCAAGUGGUUGCAGGUAAUGCUCCUCUCGAAAAUGCGACGCCCACUAAGCCGAAAGAUGCAACUUUCACACCAACACCACGCAAAGGACGUGUGUCGCUCGAGCAGCGACUUGCCGAGGCUGCAAAACGCCGUGGUGCGCAGCGGAUUCAGACGCAGCAAGCAAAGGAAAUGCCCUCGCCACCCUCGACACCGCUUUCUUCCAAACCGUCGCUGGCUGAAAGACUUGCUGGCGCGACGAAGCAAGAUACCAAAGACUCGGACGAAUCCUCCUCGCGCACGAAAGAAACAUCCAAAGAGACAGGCGAAUUGAAGCGUGAGAACACUAGUGAGUUACAGCAUAUUGAAGAGCCGAACGCCGAGACUUCUGGUGCAAACAAAGAGCCCAGUCAAGAAAAGGAAACUAGCCACGCUGGAGAAAGGAAAACCAAGCAGCAUGAUAAGACUCAAGACUUGAGUGCUAGAAAACAGCCCAAUGAAGUCGAGCGCGGCAACGACCAGGAAGUCGGUGCGGUGAAGGAACUGCGUGACAACCAAAAAAACGCGAGCGUUGAGGAACUCGGUCAAACUGAGGAACCUAGGUUAGAGGAGAAAACGACUCGAUUUGCCGAAACCGUUGGAGCUAAAGAGCCCAGUGAUGCAAAACAACCGAGCAAUUUUGAAGAAAACAGUCAUGCCCUGGAGCCUAUUAAAGGGGAAGCAUUUAGUGAGUCAAAAGGGCCUAGCGAUGGAACCUCCAAAGAUUCCGCGGAGCAGAGCAAGGACCAGAAACCCAGAAAUGACAUGGAACCAAGUCUUGCCGGAAAAUUCAAUAAAGCCGAAGGGCCCUGUGAUAUGCUUGAACUUGACAGAGGGUCCGGCGAUGCAAAACCUGAACACGCCAAAGAGCCGAGCGAGACAAAAGAACCUCUUGAUACCAAAGAAGCGACGAAUCAAAGUCAUUCGGAUGAAUCUGGUGAGCCAGGCUCAACAAGUGAUACCAAUCGGAUGAACGAGUCUGAAUCUCUCUUGGAGCAUUCUCUCGAACCAAAGCCAAAUGCGUCGAGCGAAUCGACUGAAACAAGCGAACCAACAGGCACGACCAUCCGGUCAGAUAGGGUCGAUUCAAGUCAAGCGACCCCAACAGACCUUGCCGCCGAAUCUGCAGAGGAGCCAUCCACUAUCGCAUCGUCGUAG
This is a messenger RNA of Malassezia restricta, 4104 nucleotides long. Its product is annotated as vacuolar protein sorting-associated protein 54. The record is from RefSeq and is a predicted model, not a curated record. The coding region runs from base 1 to 4104 and encodes 1367 amino acids. The transcript has a single exon. Gene Ontology annotation, biological process: Golgi to vacuole transport; retrograde transport, endosome to Golgi. Lineage: Eukaryota; Fungi; Basidiomycota; Malasseziomycetes; Malasseziales; Malasseziaceae. Gene Ontology annotation, molecular function: syntaxin binding. Gene Ontology annotation, cellular component: GARP complex.